Molecule: messenger RNA, 2052 nt
Organism: Pseudopodoces humilis (Tibetan ground-tit)
Lineage: Eukaryota; Metazoa; Chordata; Aves; Passeriformes; Paridae
Product: transforming growth factor beta activator LRRC32-like
Cellular component (GO): plasma membrane
Molecular function (GO): protein binding
Source: RefSeq, a predicted model, not a curated record
AUGCUCUGGGCUGCUCGGGGAUGUUUCCUGCUCUGGCUGCUCCCGUCCAUCCUCAGAGCCCGGGCUAGCCCGGAGACGAGGCCCAGCUCCCCGCUGUGCCAGCAGAGCCCCACGAAAGUGUCUUGCAAAGGAGUUGGCCUGCGGAAAUUUCCCAAGGAGCUUGGCCAAGGAAUUAAGUACCUUGAACUCUCCAACAACUUCAUCCAAACCCUGUCAGGCAGCAACAUGCCAGGAUUUGGGCAGCUGGAGUACCUGGAUGUGUGCUUCAACCAGCUGGAAGCUGUAUCAGCCACCGCCCUGGCUCAGCUGCCUCGGCUGCGCUCGCUCCUCCUGGGAUCGAACCGCCUGGACCGGAAUUACUUGGCUAACGGGGAAGCUUUCCAUCUGCUCAGGAAUAUAGAGGUCCUGGACCUGUCUGUGAAUAACCUGGAGAGCCACAUGGCCAGCUGGUACAUCAGCAACCUCACCAGCCUGCGGGUGCUGGAUCUCUCAGGGAACACGAUGACCAAGCUCCUGGCAGGGACCUUCCGGAACUCACCGCGGCUGCGCCAGCUCGACCUCAGCAACAACUACAUCAUGGAGAUCCAGGAGGGAGCUUUUGAGCCUCUGGAAGAGCUGGAGGUGCUGAACUUGGCUUUGAAUUCCCUCCACUGUGUCUCUGGCUUCAGCCUCACGCAGCUGCGAGUUUUAAACCUCAGCCACAACGCCCUGGAGCUCUUCUCCUCUGAGGAGGAGGGAGCAGAGCCCUACCUGCUCCGAGUGCUUGACUUGAGCCAUAACAGACUCCUCUCUUUUCCAGAGCUCCCCAGAGCCCAUGAUCUCACACACUUAAACCUUUCCAGCAACCUCAUUGCUUCCCUGCUCCCAGGCUCACCCCAUCCCAGGGAGUUUGUCCUGCUCUACAAGGAGAUGCAGAGGUUCAACAGGACCGUGCGUCCUGUGGCCGCUCUGACACACGUGGCUGACCUGGAUCUCAGCAAUAACCGCCUGGAGCUGUUCCCAUUUUCCUUCUUCCACAGCCUGGGCUCCCUGCACAGCCUCAGCCUGGCAAGGAACUGUCUCCAGGACGUGGCCAGGGAGUCUGCCUCCAAUGGCACGGAGCUGUCCGUGCACUGGCUGGACCUCCAAAGCAACGCCCUCCGUGUGCUGCCACGCUGGUUCUUCGAUUCCCUGCCUCACCUGGAAUCCAUGGAUCUGAGCUCCAACAGCCUCCAGCCUUGUGAGAGCCAAGGGAGUGACCAGGGAAGGGAUUUGGGAGGGGAUUCUCACACGUCAGCCUCCGGAGACACCUGCACCCCCUUCUACAACGUACCUCACCUGAAGCACCUGAGCCUGUCCAAGAACAACAUCUCCAGGCUGCAGCCCCACGCCUUCAACCGGACCCCGCUGCUCUCCCUGGACCUGUCUGGAAACAGGGACUUGUCCAUGCCCAUGGGAGCGCUGGGGGGGUUGGAGCUGUCCCUGCAGGAGCUCUCUCUGAGGGACAACCAGAUGGACGAGGGCCAAGCAGCGCUGCCCUGCCUGGGCACUCUCCGAGUGCUGGACCUGUCGGGCAACCACCUGAGCCUGCUGCCCACGGGGCUCUCCUGCUCCCCGCUGGAGAGCCUGGACAUUCGGAAUAACCACCUGCAGAGCUUGGGAACAGCUGGGAGCUGGUCCCACAGCCUGAGGGCAGUGUUGGUGGCUGGGAACCCCUGGAGCUGCUGCUCUCUGGGCUGGCUGGACACGCUGCGUGUGGCCGGCGUGGCCGUGCCGGACCUGCCCCAAGCCCGCUGUGUCUUCCAGGAGCACAGCCAGAACAUCUCGGCCAGGAUCACCGGCACUCCCCGCUGGAUCUGUCCCCAGUCCGAGGCCACUGCCUCCCUGGCUCUGCUCGUGGCCCUGGUGAGCCUUUCCCUCCUCGCUGCCUGGGCUUUCUGCCUCCUGAGGAAAGGGCGGAAGGCUCCGGGAUGUGCGGGACUCGGGAGCAACAGGGUGGGAGUCUUCCAGCCCCAUCCCAAAGGAAAGGAGCCAGCUGAGGAGAGGCCAGCUGACAGCAUCACCCAAGUAUAG